Molecule: messenger RNA, 3013 nt
Organism: Didymodactylos carnosus
Lineage: Eukaryota; Metazoa; Rotifera; Eurotatoria; Philodinida; Philodinidae
Source: the annotation of a GenBank genome assembly
CCGGAACGGAAUUUCAUCAUUUUUUUCUUGGUUCCAUAUGUGGUGAUUACUCCCCAUUGCGAAGUUUCACUGGGAGAAAUUUCACGUGAUACGUUCGAUUGAUCGGACGAAAUGCUGAUGCAAUAUAUAAAGAUUUAUAGGGACAAGAACAUAACCAUCUUGAAUGACUCGUUCCAGACUUUUAGCUUUGAUGAUUCCGCAAUUAUAAGCAUUUUCCGUCCGUACGUCUAUCUCCGUAACAAAGAAACUAAAUAUUUUAAACUCUGUUGUUACACAUUCGAUCGACCAGGCUGAACGGCAGCCAGGGCGCACAAGGCUCAGGCAAGAAUCAGGGUCCGAAUGGUGCGGGAUCGGGCGGUCAAAGUGAGCAAGAUUGACGCUAUGACUCGUAAUAUAGGUCUCUGUGACAUGCUGCAAUGGGUCUCUAGCAAUUCCGGAUUGCACAUCGCUUUCAUGCGUUCUUGUUUUACGUGUUUUUAGUUUAACUAUUGUUAUGGUUGAAUUUUUUUACGGCACCUUUUUGUAACUUGUUCUUUUAUACACGUUGCUUGGCACAAUACACUCGUUCUCUUUCUCGGACACUGAACAGUCACACGAACUUGUGAAACGGCUUUUUUCGAGAGCAAUCAUCUCGUAGCGGGAAUAGGCUAAGAUUAUUAAGCAAAAUCUUGUCGCUCAUGAUUAAAAGGUAGAAGGAAAAAGCUUAAUAAAAGCCUUGGAAUAAAGGUCGCAUGUAGAAAACAAAUUGAAAAAGGCGAGAAAUAUUCAUUGAGUAAAGAUACUUUUGAUAACAUAAAUUUGAUUUCGCAAAUGCUUCUAUAUAGGACUGUAAGCCAUAUGGAACAAGAUAAAACAGAUACACGAGGCUCAGCGGGCAUUUGCAGACAGACAUUUGCCGAAAAACUGGCAAUACGCAUUUUCAAAAUUUAAAUAGUGUCAAAUACACUUCGAUAGAUAGGCUAUAUAACGGCACAAAAAUGUUCGUUUCAAGCGCUGAAUUUUCUGAAAAAAUGUAUACAUAUUCAUAAAUAUGUAAAAAUAAUGAAUAUAUUUAGGAAUUAGUGCUACUUUGAGAGAAGGGAAAUAUGCAUUUCUAAUCAAACCGCUUCUUCAACAUCAACUUAAUAAUUUGAUUCACCGUGUAAUCACGGUCUUAUCAAUUACGUUAACAGAAAAUAGUUAAAAACAAAAGUUGUUAAUACAGAAAAAUACAAUAAUCACAGUGAUAAUAUAAGGUAUGUUCCAGCAGAAAAGAACAAACGGACAUAUAUAAAUAAAAAAUAUUGAUGAUUCCAGAUAAUAUUACGAUUUUUCAAUGAGAUGCUGUGAGCAAAAGAAUGUCUCUUACAGUCACUACAUCAAACAAAACGGUACUUGCCUUUUUCCCAGAAGUAAAUUUACUUGUAAGUACUUGUCCUUACUUGCCAAGUACUUUCAGAAAGUACUUCUUAGCAAUAAGGCAAGUAUUUCGAUCAUUGACAAGUACUUGGCAGAUAAUCAAGUACUUGCAACAAGUACCUUCAAAGAGUCUAUAGACUCUUUGAACUAUAUACCAGUAAAAAAAUAUGUCAGUUCAGACCAACUAUACCGGAGAAAUAAGGUAUUUUUCGAACUCAAACGAUGUUUCCGGUGGCUGUCUUCAGCAUAAUCGGAUCGCUAAAGUUAGCCAAGGUCCAGUUUCACUCAAAAUUAUACCAGAAUCACCAGAAUCACAUGUCAUGCAUCUAUGGUGGAUGCGAUUUUUCUUCUAGACUUAGAUACACGUUUUCUGAAGAAACGUCGUUAUUUUGCGGUAUUUUCCAUUUUUCUCGGUUAAGAAACGUUUUAUUAGGGAAAUAAUGUGAUAUUCGGGAUCAGCCUGAAAAACUACAUCGAGUGAUGUAUAAUUUGUUAGUUUUAAAACUAAACAUUUUCUGACAAAAAUAUAGAGCAAGUGUCCGCCAAAGACAUUUUUUAUCCAAUAAAGAUUUUUUUUCAAAUUCGACCUUUUUUCCUUGUAUUAAUAUCUGACGUAUAAUAAGACUACACUAUGCGAAAAUAAUCAUUUUCUAACUCAAGAAAUCAGAUGUCCGCCCGGUCUACAGAAAAAUUUCGACGAGUCUCUCUCUAUCCAACCUACGUGCUGCAGCACGGUUCCGAUUGGUGGGCGAUAUGUCAAAGUUUGUGGUUACAUUGUCACAGCUUUGUCCGCAUAGAAAACUAACGGGAUGAAGGCAGAAAAAAGUCAUGCACAAAAACAUCGGCAGACAUACUACCAAAUAGUAUAUAUAAACACGACCAAUAUGCAGAAGAUAAGAUGAAAGAACACAAACAAUAUCCUCACCUGAAAAGCUACAGAACGAAAAAUGAUGAAAAGCACCACCAUGGCCGCACUCGUCGUCGCUUCACUAGUAACUACAAUCCGCACAACGACUAUCUUUGUUUUAUCAUUUCUAUGAUUUAGGUACUCGUGUGCUACGUGACCAGUGCACCAAUCAAUAAAAACGCGGGCAAGAAGCAGGGUGGACAAGGCUCAAACAGCACUCACGGUGAUCAAGGCUCAGGCAAGAAUCAGGGCGAACAAGGCUCAAAUAACAAUCAAGGUGGACAAGGCUCGGGCAAUAAUCAGGGUGGACACGGCUCUGGCAAGGAUCAGGGUGGACAAGGCUCAAACAGCACCCACGGUGGUCAAGGCUCAGGCAAGGAUCAGGGUGGACAAGGAUCUAAUAGCAAUCAAGGCGGGCAAGGCAACCAGGGCGGACAGGGCUCGAGCAAUAAUCAGGGUGGUCAAGGCUCUGGCACGAAUCGGGGUGGACAAGGGUCUAAUAGCAAUCAAGGUGGACAAGGCAACCAGGGCGGACAGGGCUCUGGCAAUAAUCAGGGUGGUCAAGGCUCUGGCACGAAUCAGGGUGGACACGGCUCAAACAACAAUCAAGGUGGACAAGGCUCAAACAGCAGCCAGGGCGCACAAGGCUCAGGCAAGAAUCAGGGUCCGAAUGGUGCGGGAUCGGGCGGUCAAAGUGAGCAAGAUUGA